This is a messenger RNA of Gastrolobium bilobum, 5944 nucleotides long. RefSeq names its product homeobox-DDT domain protein RLT2-like. The transcript is spliced from 18 exons. The record is from RefSeq and is a predicted model, not a curated record. Gene Ontology annotation, biological process: regulation of transcription by RNA polymerase II. Lineage: Eukaryota; Viridiplantae; Streptophyta; Magnoliopsida; Fabales; Fabaceae. Gene Ontology annotation, molecular function: DNA binding. Bases 556 to 5808 code for a protein of 1750 amino acids.
GAGAGGAAAAAACAAUUCGAUGGCAGCGAUUGGGGAGUGCAAGACUGUUGUUUCGUUUGUUCGUGGUUUCACUAUCAUUAAUCAAAGAUUACGCGAACGUCUUUUCUAUUAUUUUUAUUACUGUUUUUGCAUUCUCCUUUCUCCUUCUUCUUUUUCCUCCGUAAUCUCUACUAUUUGUAUUAAUUAUUAUUAUUGUUGUUUUUGUUGUUCCCAAAAUCUAACCGCACAUCUCAGUCACACCCAUCUCAGAAAAAGAGUAAAACUUCUUCGAUUCCCGUAGAGAGAGAGAGAGAGAGAGAGAGAGAGAAACUCUGAAUUCACGCCCGCAACCACUCCAUCAGGCUCAGAUUCCCGGAACAAUUCUGGGUUCUCUUUCGUUUUUCGUCUUCUUCGUGGGUUUUUGGUUUCUGGGUUGUUUCUGAGUUGCGAUUUUGGGUACUCGGGAGCCAAAGGGUUUGUGUUUUGCAAGGUUCUUUGUUCCGUAGGGAUCAAUUUGUUUUUUUUUUUGGGGGGAGGUGAGGUGAGUUUGUGCAAGUGCGAGCUUGAUCUUCGGCUAUGGAGAGUGGUUCGGAAGGAGAGAAGAAUAAGAAGCCACCGGAGGGGGAGAACAAGACCAAGCGCAAAAUGAAGACUGCUUCCCAGUUGGAAGUUCUGGAGAAAACAUAUGCUGAGGAGGCCUAUCCCUCGGAAGCUUUGCGGGCUGAGCUAUCUGUGAAGUUGGGUCUAUCUGAUCGUCAACUGCAGAUGUGGUUCUGUCACCGGAGACUGAAGGACAGGAAGGCUGCGCCAGCCGCCAAGAAGCUGCGAAACGAGGUGGGGGAGGGUGUUGAGCAAAUAGCAGUGGCUGAUGCUAGGCAUGAUCCUAGUUUGGUUUCUGGGUUGAAGCAAUUUGGUCAUCUGGAUUCGCGGCGAGUUGUGUCACAGCCUGGGAUGAUGGCCUUUCCCAGGAUGGGAGCUGGAUUGCCAGCAAUGGAAAGCAACAGUUACUAUGAAGCCCAUCAGACCAUAGAGGAGCUGCGAGCUAUUGCAUUUGUGGAAAGACAGUUGGGAGAGCCAUUAAGAGAGGAUGGACCAAUUCUAGGGAUGAAAUUUGAUUCCUUGCCGCCUGGUGCAUUUGGUACACCAAUAGGGACAGUGACAUUGGGGCAGCAUAGGCAAUCUGCAAGGCCUUUUGAGGGAAAAAUUUAUGAACAAUUGGACAAGGGUGUUUCAAUUUCAAGGACUCCCCUCGAAUAUCAAUUUAUUCCAGAGCAGCCAACUGUCAGAAAUGAGACAUAUGAGAGAGUUGCCCCCUCUAUCCAUCAUGGUUCUCUUGAUGGCAUUCCGCAUUCCCGGACUUUAUUAUCAAGUGGGCAAUCUUUCCUUAAUAGGAAUGAAUCUAUACCUUAUGGGUAUGGAGUUCAAGAUCAGAUACCUGGUUUAAAUCUUCUUUCUCAGCAAGACAGGCAGAAUCAUCUUUUGCCGUCUGCUUCAGGAAAGAAUGAUGAUGUUCCCCGAAAAAACCCAUUUGUUGAUGUAACUGUUGACACUCAUGGUGGGGCUCACCCAAUAACUCUGAUCAACAGCCCACUAAUGCCAUCUGACAGAAAGGUUAUGCAUGAGGAGGAACUUUCAAGGUUUCAAAGGAAACAAAGGAAUGAAGAGGCUAGGAUGCAAAGGGAAAUUGAAGCACAAGAGAAAAGAAUUAGAAAAGAGCUUGAAAAACAGGAUAUUCUAAGGCAAAAGAGAGAAGAGCAAAUAAAGAAAGAGAUGGAGAGGAAUGACCGUGAAAGGCGGAAGGAAGAGGAAAGGCUAGUGCGUGAAAGACAGCGGGAGGAGGAGAGGUACCAAAGAGAACAGAGGCGUGAACUGGAGCGGAGGGAGAAGUUUUUACAGAAAGAAUCAAUUAGAGCCGAGAAACUGAGACAGAAGGAAGAACUACGCAGGGAGAAAGAGGUAGCAAGGAUCAAAGCUGCCAAUGAAAGAGCUAUUGCCCGCAGAAUGGUGAAAGAAUCAAUGGAACUUAUUGAAGAUGAAUGUCUGGAACUCAUGGAGUUAGCUGCAUCAAAGAAGGGGCUUUCUUCAAUACUAGCUCUUGACUAUGAAACUAUGCAAAAUCUUGAAUUGUAUAGAGAUGGGCAGACUUCAUUCCCACCCAAGUCUGUACAGUUGAAAAGAGCCUUUUCAAUUCAACCUUGGUCAAAGUCUGAUGAGAACAUAGGAAAUCUUUUGAUGGUUUGGAGGUUCUUGAUUACCUUUGCUGAUGUUCUUGGAGUAUGGCCGUUUACCUUGGAUGAAUUUAUACAAGCUUUUCAUGACUAUGAUUCAAGGUUGUUAGGUGAGAUUCAUAUUGCGCUUCUGAGAUCCCUUAUAAAAGAUAUAGAAGAUGUUGCAAGAACAGCCUCUACUGGGUUAGGAGCUAACCAAAACAAUGUUGCCAACUCUGGUGGGGGGCAUCCACAAGUAGUUGAAGGGGCAUAUGUGUGGGGUUUUGAUAUAAGAAAUUGGCAGCGACAUUUAAAUCCAUUAACAUGGCCAGAGAUUUUGCGGCAAUUUGCUUUGUCAGCAGGAUUUGGGCCUCAAAUGAAAAAACAGAAUAUUGAUCAGGUGCAUCCUUGCAAUAAUAAUGAGGGUAAUGAUGGUAGAGAUAUAAUUUCUAGACUACGCAGUGGAGCAGCAGCUAAAAAUGCUGUUGCUAUUAUGCAAGAGAAGGGAUUAUCUAACCCUAGAAGAUCUCGGCAUCGCUUGACACCUGGAACUGUUAAAUUUGCUGCAUUUCAUGUCCUUUCUGUUGAAGGAAGCAAUGGCCUCAAUAUACUGGAAGUUGCAAACAAGAUUCAGAAAUCUGGACUUCGUGAUCUUACAACAAGCAAAACACCAGAGGCUUCUAUAGCUGCUGCUUUGUCCAGGGAUACAAAACUAUUUGAAAGGACAGCUCCUUCAACAUAUUGUGUACGUCCUGCAUAUAGAAAGGAUGCAGCUGAUUCUGAUGCAAUUUUUUCAACUGCCAGGGAAAGAAUCAGGUUAUUCAGAAGUGGAUUCAUGGAUGUAGAAGUAGAUGAUGGUGAAAAGGAUGAUGAUUCUGAAAGUGAUGUGGCAGAAGAUCCUGAGAUUAAUGAUUUAGGAACUGAAAUACAUUUGAAAAAGAAGGCUUCCAAUUCUGAGGAAUUUAAUGCAAACACUGUAAUGAGUGGAAAGGACAGUGAGAUUUUGCAAAAGGUUGCUGAAGACUUCAAUGAACAUAAAGAUGUUAGUGCCUCUAGUGAAAUUGCUGUUUGCAGCAAUGAUGUGAAUAAUUCUAAUCUAGAAGGCAUGAAAGUUGAUGAAGGCAUUCUAGGUGAACCAUGGGUACAUGGGCUUGCAGAAGGAGAGUACUCGGAUCUUAGUGUUGAGGAGCGUCUUCAUGCUCUUGUUGCUUUGAUUGGUGUGGCAAUUGAAGGAAAUUCAAUUCGUGUUGUACUUGAGGAGCGUUUAGAAGCAGCAAAUGCUUUAAAGAAGCAGAUGUGGGCAGAGGCACAGCUUGAUAAACGUCGUAUCAAAGAGGAAUACUUUUUUAAGAUGCAGUCUGUCUCUAAUAUGGGCAAUAAAAAUGAAGCAGCUGUUGCAAUUCCAACAGUAGAGGGUAAACAAAGCCCAUUGCUUGCUGUUGAUGACAAAAAUGAUGAGGCUUUGUUCACUCCCUGUGGCCAGCAUGAACAGACAAAUGUACUACAGGAAAAUCAGAAUCAUCUUCGGAGUUUUCCAUUAGAAGUCAACAUGCAGAUGCAAGAUUGUUCUAUGGGCCCAGAUAAUUAUUUUUUCCAACAAUCAGGAUUUGCUGCUGAAAAAUCAAGGCCAAAUUUAAAAUCAUACAUUGGCCACCUGGCAGAGCAAACUUACAUGUAUAGGUCAUUGCCUCUUGGUUUGGAUCGAAGACAUAAUCGAUACUGGCGGUUCAUUGCAUCUGCUUCUCAUAAUGAUCCAGGCUGUGGCAGGAUUUUUGUGGAGUUGCAUGAUGGUUGUUGGAGGCUGAUUGAUUCUGAAGAGGGUUUUGAUGCUCUACUGGCAUCUUUGGAUGUACGAGGGAUCAGGGAGUCCCACUUACAUAUGAUGCUGCAAAGAAUUGAGAUGUCCUUCAGGAAAUCUGUGAGAAGGAAUGUCCUAAAUGGUAAUAUGAGAAUGCAAAAUGGAGAUGCUGUCAACGGACUAAAGACAGAAGUUGUUGAAAUGGUUAAAAACCAAGACUGUAAUGCUAAUAGUAAUAUUCACUGUCCUACUUCUGUAUGCAUUGAUAAUUCAGACGCAACUGUGACCUCAACAUCUUUUGUGGUUCAGCUUGGAAGAAAUGAAGCUGAGAACAAAGAUAUUUUUAUGAGAUAUCAGGACUUUGAGGAAUGGAUGCGAAAGGAAUGCCUAAAUUCCUCAAUAUUAUGUGCAAUGAAGUUUGAGAAGAAGAGGUGCAGCCAACUGCUGGUCAUAUGUGAUUUGUGCCAUCAUGUCUAUUUCUCUGGAGGAAUCCAAUGUCCUUCCUGCCAUAGAACCUUCAGUACUUUUAAGAGUAACUCUAGUUCUUCUGAACAUGUUACUCAUUCUAAAGGCAAAAUGAAGAUUGGCAUUGACUAUUUCAAUGUUUCAUCUUCAUCUCCUUUGAGGAUGAGAUUGCUGAAAAUCUUCUUGGCAGUUGUUGAGGUAACCCUUCCCCAAGAAGCUCUUCAACCCCUUUGGACAGAUGGCUACAGGAAAUCUUGGAGUGCAAAGCUGGAUGCUUCCUCAUCAACUGAAGAUAUUCUCCAGAUAUUGACUGCGUUGGAAGGUGCUAUAAAAAGGGAGUAUUUGGCUUCAAACUAUGAAACUACCCAUGAGCUGUUGGGUUCCUUUAGUUCUUCUGGAUGUCCCAUUAAUAAUGAUUCCAUAGGUGGUGAAAGCAUACCUGUGCUUCCGUGGGUGCCAUAUACAACAGCUGCUGUGGCUUUAAGGCUCAUGGAACUUGAUGCGUGUACCUUUUACACCUCGCAGCAGAAGUUGGAAUCUGAGAAGGAUAAGAGAAUUGGAAUUGUUAUGAAGCUUCCAUCAAAGUAUGCUGCUGCCAAAAAUUCUUACAAUGCUGAUACAAUUGAGACUUCACAUCAGGCUGAACAUACUGUAGAGAACUGGGUUAAUCUUGGUGCGGGACUCACGAGCUACAGCAGAGGACAAAGGACCCGACAAGGCCACAGCCAUUCUCAAAGUGGGAGAUCACAAGGAAGGGUUGUUAGAUCAAGAUACAAUUCUAGAAAGAGAAGCACUGCCUCCAGCAGCAGGAAAAUGGGUAAAUUACUUGGAUGGAAAGGGAGAUCAUGUGGAAAAGGAGGACCUGUUCGCGGUCGCCGGAGCAUUAGAAGUGGGCAGAAACCAGCAGCAGCCAAGGUGGAUGUGAUCAGUGGUGAGAGGGAUACCCCAAAAGACAUCACAGAGGAAACAUCGAAAGGUAUCUUUGUCAGAGAGGAGAUUGAUGAAGGUGAAAUGGAAGACACUGCUCUAAAUGCUAGUAGUUCAGGUAGAUCAGGCUAUGAAGAUGAUAUUUAUCAAGCAACAGGUGAUGAGUAUGAUUAUCUGGUGGAUAAUAAUGAUAGAUAUCUUGGUGGAUUUAGUGGGAAGUCUGAGAACUUCGUAAAAGAGAGCCACUAUAACGUGGAUGAUGAGGAAGGUGUGGGUAUUGAUGAUGAAGAUGAUGAUGAUGGGAGAGUAGAUGUUGAUGUUGAAGAUUACAUAAUUGGGGACUCUGAUACCAGGGACAGCAGAGAAGAAAAUCCAGAACAAAACAUGGAUCCAGAUGGAAUAGGUUCUACAUCAUCCGACUACAGUGAUUAAAAGUAGCAGCUCUAGUCAUGUAGGGUGAAUCCUCAAGAGUCUGUCAGUUAAAUUUUGAUAUAUUUCAUUUAGUAGGAAUAGUCCAAUGAAUCAGGUAUUUGAGAUAGAAUUUGUAGACUGCAAAAUGAUGAAAGGA